Molecule: messenger RNA, 3783 nt
Organism: Protopterus annectens (West African lungfish)
Lineage: Eukaryota; Metazoa; Chordata; Ceratodontiformes; Protopteridae
Product: pantothenate kinase 3-like
Exons: 8
Coding region: 254-1369 (371 amino acids)
Biological process (GO): coenzyme A biosynthetic process
Cellular component (GO): cytosol; nucleus
Molecular function (GO): ATP binding; pantothenate kinase activity
Source: RefSeq, a predicted model, not a curated record
GGAAAAUGUGAUUUUUAAAGACGCCAGGAAAAGCUGUCAGCUAAACUGUCAACAAGAAGGCAUCCAUUCUUCUAAGACUUCAAGCAGCUCAUGUGAUGAAGCUGCAGGCAUUCCUUCUGACGUCAGCACGUUCUCUCAUUGUUGUCGUCCCUGUGUUAGCCCUGGUGCUGCUGCAGCGAGAGCGAGACAGUCAUCGAGAUUGGGAGUCUCGUCGACCGUCAAAGUUACCAAAUACUCUGCUGUUUUGGCUGGAAUGGUUUAUGGAAAAAAGAAAUAUGCCUUUCCGUGGUUUGGAAUGGAUAUUGGAGGGACCCUGGUUAAGCUGGUGUACUUUGAACCAAAGGAUAUCACUGUUGAAGAAGAGCAAGAAGAGGUGGAAAACCUGAAGAACAUCAGGAAGUAUCUUACACUAAAUGUUGCCUAUGGGUCAUCAGGCAUACGAGAUGUGCACUUGGAACUGAAGGACCUCACUCUGUGUGGACGCAAAGGCAAUCUGCACUUUAUACGUUUUCCUACUCAGGACAUGCCUGCUUUCAUUCAGAUGGGUGGAGAUAAACACUUUGCCACUCUUCACACUACAUUGUGUGCAACGGGAGGAGGAGCUCACAAAUUUGAGCCAGAUUUCCAAACAAUGGCUCAUUUACGUCUCCGGAAGUUGGAUGAACUUGACUGCUUGAUAAAGGGAGUUCUUUAUAUAGACUCUGUAAGUUUUAAUGGGCAUUCAGAGUGUUAUUAUUUUGAAAAUGCCUCCGAUCCAGAGAAGUGCCAGAAGAUGCCUUACAAUCUGGAAAACCCAUAUCCACUUCUCUUGGUGAACAUUGGCUCUGGUGUUAGCAUUCUUGCCGUUUACUCAAAGGACAACUAUAAAAGGGUAACUGGGACCAGUCUUGGAGGUGGGACAUUCCUUGGCCUUUGCUGUUUGCUCACAGGCUGCUCUACAUUUGAAGAAGCUUUGGAAAUGGCAUCACAUGGCGACAGCACCAAAGUAGAUAAGUUAGUAAAGGAUAUCUAUGGAGGAGAUUAUGAGAGGUUCGGACUACCUGGCUGGGCUGUGGCAUCUAGUUUUGGAAGUAUGAUUUGCAAGGAAAAGCGUGACUCUGUCAGCAAAGAAGAUCUGGCAAGAGCAACUUUAGUUACUAUUACAAAUAAUAUUGGCUCUAUAGCAAGGAUGUGUGCACUCAAUGAGAAUAUCACCAGGGUGGUUUUUGUUGGUAACUUCCUUCGAGUCAAUACCCUUUCCAUGAAACUUCUGGCAUAUGCCAUGGAUUACUGGUCAAAGGGACAGCUGAAAGCUUUGUUUCUGGAGCAUGAGGGUUACUUUGGAGCAGUUGGUGCCUUACUGGAGUUGUUAGACUCAGCAGAGCCAUGAAGUUUCCUUGCUUUUGGUCUGAAUUUUCAAGCAAAAGGUUACUAGUAUAGGAUGACAGGUGGACUAACAGCUAGUAACCACUGUACUCAAAACUGUUUUUCUUUGUUAUAAAAAUGAUUUGAAGUCCGUCCUAAAGAGAAUGAAAUUAUGAUCAUUCCAUUGGUGGACUAACAGCUAGUAGCCACACUACUCAAAACUGUUUGUAUUUAUUAUAAAAAGUAUAUCAGGUCUGUCCUAAAGAGAAUGAAAUCAUGAUCAUUCCAUUUGGUAUUGCCAGAGUUUGGCAAAUUUACAUAUGUUUAUCCAGAAAGGCUUAGAACUUUAGAUUGAGCUGGUAAAAUAAUGCCACUCUUGCACAACACUUUACACAACUUUUGCAGUCCAGUAAGUGGUCUUUUAGAAUUGAUUUCAGGCAGGUUUGAUGCAUAUCAUCCACCCUACUCUGAUUACACUUCACCAUUUAAUGUAGGCCAUAGUUGGGAGUCAGAACUACUCCAAUGCAGUAUUUCAUGCAAAAAUGUUCAGCAAUGAUAGUCAUUGAUACAUGAUACUUUCAAACUCUUUUUACAUAAUGAAAUUCAUCAAAAGUAGACAAACCUACAAGUUGCUAGUACUGUUUGACCUCGGAUGCAUAUUUAAAAUGCUGGCAUUUUAGAGGUUCCAGUUGUGUUUUUUGCUGGUGAAAAGUGUCAGCCUCACAUGUAUGUUCUUCAGAUUUGAAGUCACAAGAGGGAAGUAUCUUUCAGAAAUGAUGUACAACAGCAAGAAGGCAUAAUUUGGAAAUAAGAGGGGAAUGGCUUGGAAGCAAUGUGAAUCAGUUUUUUCAUCUUUACAGAAAACAUUGGUAAUGGAAAGAAAAUAUUUUUAAGAGGUGAAAUCGAAAGCUGAAUUCAGAAAAUGCAUAUAUGAAAAAAGUGUAGUUUUACUAGGCUGUAGAAAGUAGAAAUGUUUUGCUUAGCAAGGAUUUACAUAAAUUAAUAAAAAGAGUAGGCAGGCCAAGCAGUUCUUGUCUGCCAGUAAACUCUUGUGUUUAUUCACAUCCAGAAAGGAAAGCUGUACUUACACUUAAGCAUAUUUGCUUGCCAGGUGGUCCCCUCCAGCUCAAUCAAAUCACAUACUUUGACUACUGAUGUGAAUUUAAGAGACACAGCUACCUAUGUCAGUGCAUCAUUGUACUAGCUUGAAUUUUGUCAGUUAAAAUGACUCCUGAAAUAUGAUGAAGUCCAAGUCACUCAUUUUAUAGCCUGACUCAGAAUGGUUAUCUAGGAGAGACUGAAAAAGUGGAGAGACUGCAAGCAGAAUUCUAGUGUAAAUGCCAUAUUAGGUUUUGUGCAUUUUUUUCUUUCCUCUGGAAAGUACUUGUUAUAAACUGAUAGUCUGUUAACCUUGCAGUGCUGUUGGGGUAUAGUUGUGUAACUGUAAAAGGCUGAGCCUUUUAUGCAUGCAUCUUAAUGUUGCAACUUUGUUGUUAGUGUUGUAUAUUUAGUGUUCAUUGUGGUAAACACAAACAUAUAUUUUACCAUCUGUCACCCUUAUUUUGUGAUGGACAUAAAGAAAUGCAGAGCAGGAGCUACAGAUUCAAGCUAGCUAUGUAGUCAUUUGCCAAGACGGUAAAUUUAACAGCACUGCAUAAUAGCAGUAAAUGCCUCAAAGGUAUGUAAGAUCUGAGAAAGUAGUUUACAGUAUUUUCUGAUAUUAUGGUGUUCAGAGUAGGAAACUAAUGCAUUGCCUGGAAAAUACGGUUAACAACAGAUCCUUGAUUUUAAACCAAACCAACUUGUGUGCCUAUAUUCAAAAGCUGAAUGGAGUCAGAACUGUGUCUAUUAAUCAUAAUGUAAAUGUACUCUGCUGUGAAUGUUUGUUUUUGUGCAAGUUUUCAUGACAAGUGUCUGUUGGUACAAGAAAGUGUAAAGCUGUUAUGAUUUAUUAAGACAAUCUGUGUAUAAAAAUAAUUUUCCAGUGAUUAUGUUUUUGUUUGAUAUGUAAAACUGUAAAGUCACUGCUCGUGUCUUAAGUGGCAUUUUGUAUCUGUUUUGUAAUUUAAAAAAAUACAUGAUUUUGUAUCUGAAAAGGAUUAUGUCACUGUGAGUUCAAAAAUGUUUAUAUACAUUUCUGAAAUUAAAUAGCUUCAGUGAGAAACUUCUUUUUUUCUUCUAAAAUUUAAAUAUAGUCAGUCAGACGUAGGCAUUAAUGAAAUGAAUAAUGAAUAUGGCAUUGCAAGAAGUGGUUAUAAAAAUGUGUAUUUAUGUAAGAAUAGUGUUCAUUGUUAGAAUUUCCCAAAAUUACUUUUAUUUUUUUACUGUUCUUUGCUCAUUAACUGAACUGUGUAAAGAUCUUGUUUAUGACCACACAACAUCUUUUUAAUUUUAUCAAAGUUCAUUUUUGCUGUAAAUUAUUAAAUUUUAUAUUUUGAA